This is a messenger RNA of Nicotiana tabacum (common tobacco), 1894 nucleotides long. Its product is annotated as V-type proton ATPase subunit H. NCBI's taxonomy places the organism in Eukaryota, Viridiplantae, Streptophyta, Magnoliopsida, Solanales, Solanaceae. Gene Ontology annotation, molecular function: protein binding; heme binding; proton-transporting ATPase activity, rotational mechanism. Gene Ontology annotation, cellular component: vacuolar proton-transporting V-type ATPase, V1 domain. Gene Ontology annotation, biological process: proton transmembrane transport. The record is from RefSeq and is a predicted model, not a curated record.
GAUUUUAGACUAAUCCAAAUAUUAGGGACCAUUUCUGUGAUUUCCUGCUGUUUCUUACAUGGAUCAUUUCUUUCCUGAAGAUUGAUCUAUCUGCUUGGCUCUUACCAGUCUUAUUCCUUUCAGAUUUCAAGAUCCUCUUUAGUCUUUCUCUUCUCCACGUUGAUCUCCGCCAUCUGUCCCGAUACAGGAUAAAGGAAACAAGACAUUCCACUUUUACUUGAUUCGCUAGAGGCUAAAAUAUUUCGGAUCUGAAGAAGCUAGUCACAAUGACAAUUGAGAAUGCUGAGCUCACGACGGAGCAGGUUUUGAGAAGGGAUAUUCUAUGGGACACUUACAUGACCACGAAGCUGAUCACCGAAACUGGUCUUCAGCUGUUGAGGCGUUAUGAUAAAAAGGCUGAAAGUGACAAAGCUCAGUUGCUGGAUGAUGAUGGUCCAGCUUAUGUCAGUGUGUUUGUUACCAUUUUACGAGAUAUCUUCAAGGAAGAAACUGUGGAAUAUGUUUUAGCUUUGAUUGAUGAAAUGCUUACAGCAAACCCAAGAAGAGCGAAAUUAUUCCAUGACAACUCUUUUGCCAAUGAAGACACUUAUGAACCUUUCCUUAGAUUGCUUUGGAAAGGUAAUUGGUUCAUACAAGAGAAGAGCUGUAAGAUUCUCUCUGUGAUAGUGAGUGCUAGGCCAAAAGUUCAGAAUGGUGUUGAUGCAAACGGAGAUGCUGCCAGUUCAAAGAGGAAACUCACCACCGCUGAAGAUGUUCUGAGAGGCCUGGUUGAGUGGCUAUGCGCGCAGCUGAGAAAGCCUUCUCAUCCUAGCUGUAGCAUUCCCGCUGCCAUCAAUUGCCUUGCAACUCUGUUGAAGGAACCUAUUGUUCGAUCUUCAUUUGUUCAAGCUGACGGAGUGAAGCUGCUUGUUCCUUUAAUUACACCAGCAUCUACUCAGCAGUCCAUUCAGCUUCUCUACGAGACAUGCCUAUGCGUCUGGCUUUUGUCUUACUAUGAACCUGCAAUUGAGUACUUGGCUACUUCUAGGGCCCUACCUCGAUUGACAGAAGUUGUUAAAGGUUCGACAAAGGAGAAGGUCGUCAGGGUUGUUAUCUUGACUCUUAGGAAUUUGCUUUCCAAAGGGACAUUUGGUGCUCAGAUGGUAGACGUGGGAGUGCUGCAAAUUGUACAGAACCUGAAAGCGCAGGCUUGGAGUGAUGAGGACCUUUUGGAUGCUCUGAAUCAACUUGAAGAAGGAUUGAAGGACAACAUUAAAAAAUUGAGUUCAUACGACAAGUACAAGCAGGAAGUCCUACUUGGCAAUCUUGAUUGGUCUCCUAUGCAUAAAGAUCCUCUAUUCUGGAAGGAGAAUAUAAAUAAUUUCGAGGAGAAUGGAUUCCAGAUCUUGAGAGUGCUUAUGACAAUCUUGGACACAUCAAGUGAUGCAAGGACACUCGCUGUCGCUUGCUACGAUUUGUCUCAGUUCAUUCAAUGCCAUCCUGCCGGGCGAAUCAUAGUGGCCGACCUCAAAGCUAAGGAACGCGUAAUGAAACUAUUGAACCAUGAAACUGCAGAGGUCACGAAAAAUGCAUUGCUUUGCAUCCAGAGGCUUUUCUUAGGUGCCAAAUAUGCCAGCUUUUUGCAGGCUUAAAUUAUCUUCAUUUGGCUUCAUUCUUCAGACAAAACUAUACAUAUCUUGUUAUUUUCUUAGGUCAUGUUCUAUUUAUUCAUUUUAUCUUAUUGUUUAAUGGGAUUGGGUCUCUAUUUUUUCAAGGUAGAAGUAAGGUCUGCGUACGUACUACCUUCCCCAAAUCCCGCUCUUGAGACUACACUGAGUUUAUUGUUGUUCUUUAAUGUGAUUGGAGCGACAUUGACAGUGAGAAUUCAUAUAGCCGAUCCCAGCUUAUUUUGAGA